AUGGCGGACAAGAUGGACGUCGAUGCCGUCAAUGGCGAGAAGCAGGAGGAGAGGGUUGGUCCAGCCCCGGACUUGCCGCCAGAGCGGAGUACGUCCACGCCUCGCCAAACACCCAAGAAACAGCUGAUACUAACACAUCGCUGCAGUCAUUAUCAACAACUUCGCCCUCAUCACCCAAGCAGUGGACAGCUUUGACUCACGGUUUACGCUACGCGCCCUACGAGGCAUAGCGACACUGCGGAAAGCUCCCAACUUCCCCGAAGCCUUAGUGCAGGGCAUCCGAACAGCAUAUCCGAAGCCUUCGAACAGAGGCCGGCAGAUACUAGAGGAGCUAAUACCAGAGAAGCAUUAUGCUGCCCAGAAUGGAGCUGCGGCGAGCAAAGAGAAGGAGCCGGAAGAGCAGACACAUCCCGAGAUCUGGGCGUACCUGGGUGUUUUGGUGCAGGUCAGUGAUGACAAUAGAAACAUGGGGAUGCGCGGAGAUGCUGAUCGGAACAGGUCUAUCUUUACGACAACGGCGAGUUUGAGAAGGGUGCAGACUUCAGCGAGAACUUCGUCGAGCGAAUCCGCAGCUGGAAUCGCCGAACGCUUGACCAAAUGGGCGCCAAAGCCUACUUCUACUACGCGCUCUUCCACGAAAAUCUUGACCCGAAGCCGCCGUCAAAGCAGUCACCCGUCAUCGAUACCAGACCGAAGCUACUGGCCGCACUCCGAUCGGCCGUGCUGCGCAAGGACAUUGACACACAGGCUGCCGUGACCGUGUUGCUCCUGCGCAACUACAUCAGCACCGCAGACAUCACUCAAGCCGACCUUCUUGUUGCACAGACCCAGUUCCCGAUGACCGCCUCAAACAACCAAGUAUGUCGAUACCUGUACUACCUAGGCCGUAUCCGCGCCAUUCAGCUUCAAUACACCCAAGCGCACGAGCACCUCGAGUCCGCGACACGCAAAUCGCCCACACAGGGCCCUGCUGUCGGCUUCUACCAGCAAGCUACAAAGCUCCUCAUUGUCGUGGAGCUAUUGAUGGGUGAUAUUCCCGACCGAUCACUCUUCCGACAACCUUCGCUGGAGGCUGCGCUCUAUCCAUACUUCAAGCUUGUCCAGGCUGUCCGUGUGGGUGAUCUGCAGGCCUUCUUGAAGUGCGUCAGCCUCAAUGAGGCCCAGUUCCGCAAGGACGGCACCUACACCCUCAUCCUCCGCCUCCGUCAAAACGUCAUCAAGACCGGCGUCCGCAUGCUCUCCCUCUCGUACUCUCGCAUCUCACUCCGCGACAUCUGCACACGUUUGGGCGUAGAAUCGGAAGAGUCGGCUGAAUACAUUACGGCAAAGGCGAUCCGAGAUGGUGUAAUUGAGGCUUCGUUGGAUCACCAGAAUGGACACAUGGUCACGGUACCACAGAAGGACGCGUACAGCACAACGGAGCCAUGCGAUGCUUUCCAUGCGCGCAUCAGUGCUCUUCUUGGUAUGCGCGAUGAGUGUGUCAUGGCUAUGAGAUACCCCAUGAACAAGCAUCGCCAGGAGAUCGCGGAAGCUGCCAAGGCUCGUGAGCGGGAACGCGAGCUGGCAAAGGAGAUCAUUGAGGGCGAGGGCGAUGCUGAUGAUGGAGAUGAGGGCGGCUUUGAGGGUAUGUAA
Messenger RNA from Lecanosticta acicola, 1632 nucleotides. The record is from the annotation of a GenBank genome assembly. NCBI's taxonomy places the organism in Eukaryota, Fungi, Ascomycota, Dothideomycetes, Mycosphaerellales, Mycosphaerellaceae.